CACGGACACUUCACCCACGACACACGCCGAGACAAGUACACAGACGCCAAACAGGUGGUCCAGUCCCACCUGAGGAACAAAACAUGAGGAUUUAUCCCGCUUUUCACCUUUCUGGAUACAAUGUCACCAUCGCUAACUGAUUGUGUCUGAAGAGUGCAACCCUUCACGCGCUUCCCGAGGAGUGUCUGGGAAUAUUGGGCGAAUAUGAAAGUGACAGUAUGUUUCGGAAGGACCCGGGUGGUCGUUCCCUGUGGGGAUGGGAAUAUCACAGUACACAAUCUUAUUCAGCAAGCAGCGAUGAGAUAUAAAAAAGCCAUAGCCAAGGACCCAGGCUAUUGGAUUCAAGUUCAUCGUUUAGAACAUGGAGAUGGGGGCAUUUUGGAUCUGGAUGAUGUGCUGUGUGACAUAGCUGACGACAAAGACAGGCUGGUGGCAGUCUAUGAGGAGCAGGACCCCCAUCAUGGAGGUGACGGCACCAGCGCUAGCUCAACAGGUACUCAGAGUCCAGAGCUUUUCAACACGAGCGAGCUCAACUCUACCAACCUGUCUGCCUUCCAGCCCUACCAGACCAGCAGUGAGAUCGAGGUCACCCCCUCAGCCCUCAGGACCAACAUGCCCUUGCAUGUACGGCGCAGCAGUGAUCCAGCCCUGGUAGGCCUGCCAGAAGUCCAGCUCCAGUCAGAUGAACCGUCUCGUAAGAACCCUACACGCUGGUCCACCACUGCAGGGUUUUUGAAAACCAACACCACCAGUGGAACAAAUAGCCUAGAACGAAAGGGUACAGUUCUAGAUGCAUACCGCAGCCUGCCUCGUGAUACUGUCGCCUGGGCGACACAGUUUCAGAGGGAGAACGCCCGCUCGUCUCUCAGUGCCAACCAUCCCUUGGUGGACCGAUGGCUUGAGCGUCAAGAACAGGAAGAAGAGGAGGAGGAGGAGGAAAGAGGUGAUGGAGGAAAGAACGGAAGGAUAGAACCGGUAGGAAGAGCAGACUCCUGUGUAGAAUCAGCCUCACUUGAUGAAAUGUUAAGGCUGGUUGAGGUCUCCAAUGGCGGUGGGCCGCUAGGAAUCCAUGUUGUGCCUUUCAGUGCCAGAGACAGAAGGACGCUUGGUUUGUUAGUCAAGAGGCUGGAGGGAGGCGGAAAGGCGGAGCGUGAAGCUCUGUUCCAGGAGAAUGACUGUAUCGUUCGGAUUAAUAACGGAGAUCUUCGCAACAUCCGAUUUGAACAGGCCCAGAAUUUGUUCAUACAGGCUAUGCGCUCUCCAGUCAUCCUGUUCCAUGUAGUUCCAGCAUUAAAGAAAGCCCAGUAUGAGCAGUUGUAUCAGAAUGAGUUGGGCCUGCAGUCUGGUUCUGGACUUGGUGAUAGAGGUAGCCUGGUGGGAGGAGGUAUGGACUACAGUCUGCAGAGGUUGUCCAAAGCAGAAUCAAAUCGGGGCUUUCCAACAUUACCACAUCCAGCAAACCCAUCGGCCAAGAUGCUACCAGGACCCAUCCAACCUUCCAGACCAGACAGCGUUGCCUCCUCCGUGGGCUACUUCAAAAAGAUUGGCCGCAAGUUCAGUGUUCAGCUAAGGAAAGGUCCAGAGGGGUUGGGUUUUAGCAUCACCUCCAGAGACGUUCCCAUUGGAAGUUCCGCACCCAUAUAUGUGAAAAAUAUUCUCCCCCGAGGAGCCGCCAUCCAGGAUGGCCGUCUUAAAGCAGGAGACCGUCUGCUCAAGGUUAAUGGAGUGGAUCUGAAUGGAAAGACUCAGGAGGAGGUUGUGGCAUUGUUGCGCUCCACUCCCAUGGGAGGCACUGUAGGUCUACUCAUCGUCAGGCAAGAGGAUGUUUUCCUUCCCCGUGAAGUGAAAGCAGAACAAGAUGACUUAAUUUUGACCCCGGAUGGAACGAGAAAGUUUUUGACUUUUGAAAUUCCUCUCAAUGACUCGGGCUCAGCAGGGUUGGGGGUCAGCGUCAAGGGCAACAGAUCUAAAGAAAGCCACGCUGACCUGGGUAUUUUCGUCAAGUCUAUAAUCACUGGAGGAGCCGCUUGCAAGGAUGGGCGGUUGAGGGUUAAUGACCAGCUAAUAGCAGUAAAUGGAGAAUCUUUACUGGAAAAGACAAACCAGGAAGCAAUGGAGACCCUCCGCAAGUCCAUGUCCAUAGAGGGCAACAAGAGAGGCAUGAUUCAGCUCAUCGUGGCUCGUUGGGUCCCAGGGAGAGGAGAGGAGGCUCCAGGUCGUCCACCUGUGCCAAAUCUGCCUCUGAACUCUUCACGAGAAGAACACGAGCGCCGUAUCUCUCAGUCUCUCUGUCCCGGAGAAAACCUGGAUGACAACCACAGCCCACGACCCAACAUGAUGGGUAGAAUGAUGGGUAACUACCAGCUGUCCCCCACUGUGAACAUGCCCCAGGAUGACACCGUCAUCAUUGAAGAUGAUAGGCCACCUGUUCUCCCGGUCCGCUUGUCCGACCAAUCUUCAUCUAGCUCUCACGAUGACAUGGGAUUUGUGACAGAAAUGCCAGAAUCGUGGCCCAGAGAUGUCCAUAUUCAGGACGAAAGUUCCCUCAGUCCAGAUGCAGAUAUGGAUGCCAUAUUUCAGAGGGAAGGCUUUGGAAGGCAGAGCAUGUCUGAAAAGCGGACCAAACAAUACAGUGAUGCUGCACAGCUGGAGAUUAUUAAGAGUCGCAUGUCAAAGAGUAUGGACUUAGCCCACCCACAGAACCAGCUAGCAGACUUAGCCGAUGAGUUUCACCUCACUCCCUACAAAGAGAGGACAGAAGGCAACUCCACACGAGAUGUGGGACCAUCAUUGGGUUUGAAGAAGUCAAGUUCCUUGGAAAGCCUCCAAACAGCUGUUGCCGACGUGACGCUAAAUGGGGAUGUCCCUUUCCACAGGCCCCGCCCCAGAAUCAUCAGGGGGAGGGGCUGCAACGAGAGCUUUCGGGCGGCCAUCGACAAAUCUUACGACACGCCAGUUGUGACCAUAGUCAACCCUGAAGAUGACGACGAGGGCAUGGAUACAUUGGAAGAGGACACAGAGGAGAGCUCUCGGUCGGGCCAUGACUCCAUUUCCACGGCAACUGACCUUACCCUCCCGCCCAGCGGAAUGGCCAACGUGGAGAAACAAGUGAAUGGAGGACGUACCAAAGAUGGCAAGAAGGAGAGGGGUGGGAAAGACAAGAAAGACAAGAGCAAAGCCAAGAAAGGUGUGCUGAAGGGCCUGGGUGACAUGUUCAGGUUUGGCAAACACCGCAAAGACGACAGGCAGCUAGACAAGAUAGAGAGGAAAGGCUCUAGCAAGAACAAGAUAGAAGAAACUCAGGCCACAGAAGAGGAGACACUGAGAAUGAGGCUGGAGCAGGAGAGGAUUCAAGCUAAGACCAGGGAGCUUCGAGAACGACAGGCCAAAGAGAGAGACUAUGCUGAGAUCCAGGACAUCAGCCGCACCUUCAGUUCUGAUGAGGAGCACACCUAUGCAGGGAUUGGCUCUUUGGACUCUUCUGUGGAUAGCAGUAUGGAUCUGAGCCAGAACCCUAGUCAAGAACAGCAUCCCCAGAGCCCAAGAGACCAACCACUGCCCUUAGAGGCUCUCUACGCCCAGGUCAACAAGCUCAACAAUGGACAUCCACCCUCUGCAGACAGCAACAGACUGGCACCUAGCAACCAUGAUCGGAUACAGCGGCUACGGCAGGAGUUCCAGCAGGCCAAGCACGAGGAAGACCCAGAUGACCGCCGUCACUCCUACAGCUUUCAACAGCAACCAUGGGCCAGCUCGGGCUCUUACACGCCGUCGGGGCGGAAUUCUGUUUCUGUGGAGGUCCAAAUGCAGAGACAGAGAGAGGACUCAUUCACACAAGCCCAGAGGCAGUACAACUCCCUACCACGACAACCACGUAAAAACCCUAGCAACGUGUCUCAAGACUCGUGGGAUAAAGUCUACCCUCCCGGCGAUGGCUUUCAGACCACCAAAGAGAACCCUCGCUACUCCAGUUACCAGGGUUCCCAAUCUACCAAUGGCUACCUGGGUUCCAAUGCCACAGGCCUGAACGCCCGCGUACUCCUUGAGACCCAAGAGCUGCUGAGACAGGAGCAGAGACGCAAGGAGCAGGAGGCUAAAACCAAACUCCCCACUAUGGAGGAGACGCCAACACAGCCUCUAAGCCAAACCGCUGUUCCUACCCCGCCCAAAGGUCCCUAUCGACAAGAUGUGCCCCCAUCGCCCACCCAACUCGCCAGACUCAACCGUCUACAGACCCCUGAGAAGGGCCAUCCCUUCUACUCCUGAGAAGAGAGAAGUGAGGAAAAACUGUAUUACAGCAAUAAUGUUGAAUGGAGUGAGACAGAGCUAUAAUAAAUAUAAAGACUGCAUUGAGGAUUCCGGGUAAUUUGUUUGGAGGUUUGUUCGAGUGGGUCCAACUCGUUCCUUUUUUAUAAUUGUAUGAAAUGGAAAUCUUUGUACACACUGAAGAACUUUGUCUGCCAUCAACUUCCUGUGUGUGUGUAUGUAUGUGUGUGUGUGGAAUACAUUGAUGUUACCAUGCUUGGUAAUCUUGACAAUCACAUGACAGCCCAUCGAGGCUUUGAUACAGGGCCGUUCCCACAGUAUUGUGACCUACAUAUCAUGUUUUUACCAAGUAUGUGUGCUGAGAACAUGUACAGUAAGUGGGUAAAAACUGUCAAGAACAUGUCUGGGUCAUAUUUCAUGCAAUAAUCCAAAAGAGAAAAAAAAAAUGCAAUUUCAUAAUGCGUAACAUAUUUUGAGGAUCAUUCAGAUUUAGUUUUGAGAUUGGUUUCAUGACAAUUAAGCAUUUCCCCCAAAUUCUCAUUACUGAAAUGCAUGCGGAUAUUUUACUUUUGAGUUUUUUUUUUUUGUUUUUUUUUUAAUUCCCAUCAUUCCUCAGUGGUGAUACUCAUUAGAUUCUAAUUACUGUAAUUCCUGCUGUCAGUCAAUUAAAACAUUAGCGUGAUUAAUCGCAUGAUUUUUCAUAGUCAGUUGUGAUUAAUCACAGAUUUUGAAUGUGCUGUAAUUUGACUCUAUAUUAUUUUCCUUUAACAAAUUAUAUUUAGUUAUAAUUUAUGAAAGAAUACAAAACAGUAUGUAACAGUAAUUCUAUAAUAAAAUUUUCCAAAAAAAGCUCUACUAAUGUAGUCUUCUGAGGAUUGCGUAUUUCAGAUGCGCAAAAUAGCAUGUCUUGGGAAUUUUUGUGCGAAAUGAAUAUGCAAUUUAGAGGUGUGCCCUAAAGUGCACAAAAUAAAGGCCGUUGUCAAUGCAAAUGAAUUAAAUUGCAAACCUGUAAACCCCGCAAACUAAUUUAUGAUGCCAGAAAGUCAUUUCAGAAAAGGAAGCUGCAAGAGCAAAUUAAUACGAAUGAAAGGCAGGUAUUAAUCUGAUUCAUCAUGCUGUCAUUGUGGCAAAACAGAAACUUUGAGAAUAAAGAAGACAUUGAAUAUCCAUCUAUGACAUGUUUAUUUCGACAGCUCUAACUGUAAUACAAUGUUCCGUUUUUACUAUGAGCAUAUGGGCAGAACAGAGAAUGUUAAAUGUAUAAAUGCAUUUUUCUUGUGUCGACCAAUUGCAGACGAGUGGAGAGUUGGGAAAACCUUUUUGCCAUUCUGUUUGCUGAUGCUAGUGGCACAGAAAUUACACACUUCACUUAGGUAUCAUAUGUUUUUUCCGCAUUACAAUAUUGAGAAAGAGAUUUUUUCAGGUUAAAGUAAUGCAAAUUUUAGUUGUUUUCUUAGUGUGUCAAUCUAAGUACUCGAGCCGUGUAGCUGAACUCAGCUAAUAGACUUUGACAGGUUUGCGAACCCACAACCUACCGCCACAGAAACCCCUUUUAACCUGUCAAACUUGUUACUCACACCUCAUGUGACACUCCUCAUUCCCACCUACUUCAUAAUUGAUUCUACCUAGAUCUUUCCUCUAUUUUGUAGUUAAUAUCCCUUGACUAAUAAGCUCAACUAGAUCUGACCCUGUCUAACAGUGAAUCAGUCCAGACCAGGAAUGAAUCAAUGCCCCUCUUUACAACUGUAUUUGUAUGACUUGCUGGAAGAGUGUAUGAUGCAUUUGAGUAUGUUUCGUGUAUGUGUUUUUUAAACACAGUAGUUGUAGGUGUGACUUUUUAAGCUCUACCUUCAUACAAACCGUCUUUGGUUUUAGUGGUUCUGUCAGAGGCCAGAUCUGUUCCGCACUUAAAUGUUUUAUCACACAAGUUAAUGGGCAUUUGCUCGCACACGUUCCACAAUAAUACAACAAAGCUCAGGUUACAGCUUACAUCCCCAUAGGCACAAAUAUAGUCUAAUAACUGUUUAAAGGGAGUUCUCCAAAACAUAUUAAAAAAAAAAUUGUUAUUUAAUUCCAACCCCAUAUGAUUUCCUUGUAACACUUUAUUUUGAUGGUCCCAAAUAGAUAUUUAACUGACUAUAAAUG
Messenger RNA from Myxocyprinus asiaticus (Chinese sucker), 6411 nucleotides. It is a transcript of the gene pard3aa, whose product is annotated as par-3 family cell polarity regulator alpha, a. The record is from RefSeq and is a predicted model, not a curated record. Lineage: Eukaryota; Metazoa; Chordata; Actinopteri; Cypriniformes; Catostomidae. Gene Ontology annotation, molecular function: phosphatidylinositol binding; protein binding. Gene Ontology annotation, biological process: microtubule cytoskeleton organization; establishment of centrosome localization; intracellular protein localization. The transcript has 25 exons. Bases 205 to 4266 code for a protein of 1353 amino acids. Gene Ontology annotation, cellular component: apical junction complex; cell cortex; apical plasma membrane.